This is a messenger RNA of Brettanomyces nanus, 1062 nucleotides long. RefSeq names its product GTP cyclohydrolase I (gene FOL2). The transcript has a single exon. NCBI's taxonomy places the organism in Eukaryota, Fungi, Ascomycota, Pichiomycetes, Pichiales, Pichiaceae. The record is from RefSeq and is a predicted model, not a curated record. Bases 1 to 1062 code for a protein of 353 amino acids. Gene Ontology annotation, biological process: tetrahydrobiopterin biosynthetic process; tetrahydrofolate biosynthetic process. Gene Ontology annotation, molecular function: GTP binding; zinc ion binding; GTP cyclohydrolase I activity. Gene Ontology annotation, cellular component: cytoplasm.
AUGUCUAGAAAAGAUUUUAUAGAUAAGGAUAUUGACCGGAGGGUUGCACAAAUCAAUAUAUCUUCGGCAUCCACAGAACCCACAGGACUCCCUGUAUCCACAGGGUCCGCUGGGUCGUUCACUUCAGUUGGUUCGGUUGGUUCGGUCGGUUCCAUGAGCUCCAUUGGCUCAAACAAACACACAUCAUCUCCAUUAAGCAGACCAGUGAAGCCUUCAUACUCCCAUGAGGGCCUGCCAAAUUCUGCCAUCGAUUACUGUGUACCUAACGAUAUGAACGAUAGAUACAACGAGAACCCAGAUGACACCGUUCCUACUCUUCCUUAUCAACCCAAACCAAUCAGAAAUCAGUCUCAUUCGAGAGCUUUCAGUACUCCUUUGAACACCAGACCUGCCUCCCCUUACACUCUAAACCCUCCUAUUGAUGCGGACGGAUUGUCUUGGCCGUCUAUAGGUGCCCGUAAGAGGAUCGACAGCACCCCAGAAGAGGCUGUUCAGCGCCAGAAGAAGAUCGAAGAUGCCAUUAGAACGAUACUUAUUGAACUGGGCGAAGACGUCAACAGAGAAGGGUUGAUCAGAACCCCGGAAAGGUACGCUAAGGCUAUGCUAUUCUUCACGAAAGGUUAUGAGGAUAAUAUUAAGGAUGUGAUUAACCAGGCAGUGUUUGAGGAGGAUCACGAUGAGAUGGUGAUGGUCAAAGAUAUUCAGAUCUAUUCACUCUGUGAGCACCAUUUGGUUCCCUUCUACGGCAAAGUUCACAUUGGAUAUAUUCCAAAUAAGCGAGUACUAGGCCUUAGUAAGUUGGCCAGAUUGGCUGAGAUGUAUGCACGUAGAUUCCAGGUCCAGGAAAGACUAACCAAGCAAAUAGCUUUAGCUCUAAGCCAGAUAUUACAUCCUAGAGGUGUUGCUGUCGUUAUAGAAGCUACUCAUAUGUGCAUGGUGAGUAGAGGCAUUCAAAAGACUGGUGCUGUCACCUGUACAAGCUGUAUGCUUGGUUGUUUCCGGUCUCAGCAGAAGACCAGGGAUGAAUUUUUGGCCCUACUUAAUAGGAACGCUUCUAUUUGA